Molecule: messenger RNA, 1671 nt
Organism: Annulohypoxylon truncatum
Lineage: Eukaryota; Fungi; Ascomycota; Sordariomycetes; Xylariales; Hypoxylaceae
Product: NAD(P)-binding protein
Exons: 2
Coding region: 370-1443 (357 amino acids)
Molecular function (GO): oxidoreductase activity, acting on the CH-OH group of donors, NAD or NADP as acceptor
Source: RefSeq, a predicted model, not a curated record
GUAAGUCUUAACGGAUAUCCCUGCUAGAUCGGUAGCUGCCGAUUGGUCAAGUUCGGUAGGAACCUGCUUUAGUCGAAACCUUCAGCGCUUGGGCCAUUUGUUUCAAGGGUCCGAAAGCUUUUAGAAACCUAGGCGAAGAGUGAAGUCGCGAUCCUGAGCUUGCGAGUACGGACACUACUACCACGUAGGCUGGACCAACAAGCUUCCUUUCCUCUAUUAACUUCUUCUUGAAUUACCUAUUCAAAUAAAUUCUUUCGUUUCUUGAAAACCUCAUUUUGAAGGCAUCCGAAGUUCCUUUCCCUCCGUCGUUCUCAGUGCUUGCUGGCCAGCAUUCGUGUCCUCAAUCAUACGAUCAAAUUAUCCGACAUCAUGAAUCAUCCUCAACCGCCGAUGCGCAACUCGUGGUUUGCGCCUCUUUCUGUCGACCUCUUCCUCAAGGUUCUCAAUGUCACGCUGCUACACCCGUUCGUCGCAUGGAUCAUUCCUCUAUGCUUCCGCGCCGAGCACCAGGCGAUGACUACGAAGCCGAUGAUAGUCAGCAUUACGUGGGCAGUGUUUGUUACUCUUUUAUGGAUGGGGAAUGUGUUAAGCCAUAAGAUCGCUUAUGGCAUGCACCGAGAGGUCGACUUGAGCGAGGAGGUCAUUGUAAUAACGGGAGGAGCCAGCGGCCUUGGCCUGUUAAUUGCUGAGGUAUACGGAAUGCGAGGUGCUACCGUUGCGGUUUUGGAUACCGCCGACCUCGAGAGUACAGAUGCCCGGGGCAUCACCUACUACAAGUGCGACGUACGUGACAAGGCCCAGAUCGCCAGAGUCGCAGCGGAGAUAGAGCGAGAUCUCGGAACCCCUACCGUCCUAAUCAACAACGCAGGUGUCGUUAUCGGCAAGAAAUUGCUUGAUAUGGAACUGGAUGAAGUCGAUAAGAGUAUCACAACGAAUCUCUUGGCACAUUUCUAUAUGAUCAAGACAUUUCUACCGGGGAUGAUUCGUAACGACACCGGUGGCACCAUUGUAACCGUCUCAAGUGUCAUUGGUCACCUCGGUGCUGCUCGACUUGCCGACUACGCCGCUGCUAAGGCGGGAGUAACAGCCUUGCACAAGUCCCUCGCUGCCGAGCUGCAAGAGUACCCCGAGAUCAAGACCAUUCUUGUUACGCCGGGUCAAUUGAGCACACCACUCUUUUACGGCGUUAAGACCCCCAACACAUUCAUCGCACCAGUGGUCGAACCUAUAGAAGUGGCUAAAGAAGUCAUCAAGGCCAUCGAUCUCGGACUUAGCGACCACAUUGGUAUGCCUCUUUACGCGCGCUGGGUUGAUUGGUACAACGUGUUACCAGUUGGUCUUCAGAAGAUCGCCCGCAAGCUGUCUGGCAUAGAUAACGGCAUGACGACGUUUGUCGGCCGAAGGGGGACGGAGUUAAGUGAGAAGAACGGAAGCUUAAUCUAGAAUACGCGACGGCUCGGUUGAGAUCGGCUUAGAGGGCUAGUUAAUGGAAUAUAUAUUCACGAUAAUGCUAUACCGCAGAUAGGAGAGCGCUGGCGUUCACAGGUCUGUGGAGAUGUAAUGUGUAAGGUAUAUGUGGUAUAGUAUAUGACAAGCUUGUACAUACGCUCCCACUUCAAACUAAUCUUCAAUGAGAUUUCCAAUCAUGCAAAGAGGUCUCCCAUUGGUGUU